AUGGCCGCGCCCUCCGACGAUGACGCCUCGCUUUGCUGGAACAACGCCGCAUCCGACGACUCCUCCUCCUCCUCGUCGGACGCGCCCGCGGACGCCCUCGACGCUGUCGUCGAGGAGCUCAAGAGCCGCGGCUACCGCACGUGCCUCGUCGUCGGGCCCGGGUCGUCCGGGAAGACGACGCUCCUGCGGCGCCUGGGCCCCGUCAUCGACCCGGGCGCGCUGCGGUGGGACGGCGGCAAAGCCGUCGUCUCGCAGGUCGCGCCCGGCGAGGCGCCCGCCGCGGCCAUCGAGCGCCUCCUCGGGAGCGGCCUGAGCACGAUCCCGACGUGGACGCAGCCGUUCUCCAGUCUGAGCAACGGCGAGAAGGCGCGCGCCGUCGUCGCGCGGUGCCUGGAGUCGGGCGUCGGCCUCGACGACCUCGGGAGCGAGGUCCACUGGCGCGCGGCGACGACCGCGGCCGCGUGCGUGCGCCAGCUAGUGGAGAGACGAAAGUUACGACGCGUGGCGUUCGCGUCGGCCCUGCCGGACGUCGCGCGCUGGCUCCAGCCCUGCGCGCUCGUGGUCCUGGACGUCGGCGCGGCGCCGCGCGUUCUGUGGAACCCGAGGGAGGGCGACGAGCGGCGGACGAACGUGCGCGUGCGCUGCCGCCAGUACGCGCACGAGCAGAUGGUCGCCGGCCCCGUGGCCUUCCGGAGCCUCCGGGGCGCGCCAAAGCAGCUCACGGCGCGCGACGUCGCGGGCGCCGACGGCGGCUGGUGGGCGGGCGGCUUCCGCUCGUGUCGCGUCCGCGCGGCGCGGACGCUCGCCUGCGCGGUCGAGGCGGACGCGUGCACGGCGGCGGCGGCCGAGGCGCUCGAGGUCGACUUCGACGGCACCUGCAGCAAGCGGUUAAGGCUGCUGCGGCGCGAGGACCUGAUGCGCGCGGAAUUCGGCCUGGGGGUCGUCUGCGGACCGUCCGGGAGCGGCAAGUCGACGCUCCUCGGCGCGACCUUUGGGGGCGUGACGAGCGCGGACGUCGUCGACGGCCCGACGGUCUUGGACGCGCUGCUCCGCGUCGACCCGCCGCACCUCGCGCGGCGGCGGUUGGCGGCCUGCGGCCUCGAGGGCUUCGAGAAUAGACGCGUCGGCGAGCUCUCGCGGUCCGCGGCCGCUUUACUCAAAGUCGCGGCGCACGUCGGCGACGACGCGGUGCUCGACGAGGUCUGCACGGGCCUCGACGCGGGCGCCGCCGUCGCCGUCGCGGCGUCGCUCGGCGCCUUCGUCCGCGAGCGGGGCUUCCGAGGCGUCGUCGUCGCGACGUGCGUCGACGCCGUCGCGGAGGCGCUCCGGCCCGACUGGGCCUUCCGCACGACGACGGGCGAGCUCCGCGACCGCACGGACGCCGUCGACGACGACGCGGCCGCCAUCGCGCGCGUCGGCGACCGAAGCAAAGCCGCGUGGGCCGCGGCCGUCGCCGCCGCUUUGGAUUCCAGCUUCGCGCCGCCGACGGUCGACGUGCGUUUGGAGCCCUGCGCGAACGAGGUCUGGGACCGCUUCAAGCAGCACCACUACCUCGCGCGGAAGCUCAGCCAGGCCGCGCGGUGCUUCGUCGCGCUCGACGCGGCGGGCGCGGCCGUCGCCUUCGACAGCCGCGUGUCGAAGCGCGGCGCCUUCGCCUUUUCCCAGAGCCGCUUCGUCGUGUUGCCGGACUUCCAGGGCCUGGGGCUCGCGAACGCGCUGGCCGACGCCGUCGCGCGGAUCCAUUUCCGGGUGGGCCUGCUCUACUACAGCCGGACGUCGCACCCGCGGCUCGGCGCGUCGCGGGAUCGGUCGCCGAAGUGGCGCGCCUGCGACUCCAACGGCCAGGCCGUCGAGGCGACGUGCUGCCUGCGCAAGCGCCGGGGCUACUCGCAUGUGUUCGUCGGGUGCGCGGCCGCGGGCGAUCUGGCCGCGUUCCGAUUGAACGCGAACGCCAAGGACCUCGCGCUCGUGCUGCGGAAGACGGCGAGCGAAAAUUAUACGGAGCGGGGCGCGCGCUGCGCGCGCUGCGACGCCGCGCGGCCCCGCGGCGCGAACCACGCGCGCUGCGCCGGCGCCUGCGGCCUGUCCUACUGCGGCGACUGCCUCGCGGCGCGGGGAGAGGAGGGGGCGCCGGCGCGCUGGAAGUGCUCGGAUUGCGCCGCGCGCGACGCCGAGAAGGACACGAAAAAACAGCGGCCCGCGAAGAAGAAGGCCAAGCCCGACGCCGGCGCGCGGAGCGUCCUGUCGAUGCUCUCGUUCAGGCCCCGGGGCGCGAGCCCGCCGCCGCGGAAGCCGCCCGCCGCGCGGCCGAAGCCGCCGCCGUCGGACGACGCCGUCAUCGUCAUCGACCACUCGGACGACGACCAGUCGUCGGAGGCGGCGGCCCCGGCCCCGAGGCUCGGGACGCCGCGCGGCUCCGAGUCGCCGCGCGCCGCGGCCGUCUCGCUGGACAAGAAGCCCCCCCGCGACGAGGUCUUCUCGGACGACGACGACGCCGACGCGUCGUCGUCGAGCUCGUCGUCGUCGAGCGACGACGACGACAGCGACGACGAGGACUUCAACGACGAGCCGUGGAUGAAGGGCGGCACGAAGCGGCCGCGGCGCCUCUCGGCGAAGCUCGACUAA
This is a messenger RNA of Aureococcus anophagefferens, 2625 nucleotides long. RefSeq lists its product as hypothetical. The record is from RefSeq and is a predicted model, not a curated record. Lineage: Eukaryota; Pelagophyceae; Pelagomonadales; Pelagomonadaceae. The transcript has a single exon. Bases 1 to 2625 code for a protein of 874 amino acids.